This is a messenger RNA of Gossypium arboreum, 1650 nucleotides long. RefSeq names its product disease resistance protein RPV1-like. NCBI's taxonomy places the organism in Eukaryota, Viridiplantae, Streptophyta, Magnoliopsida, Malvales, Malvaceae. The record is from RefSeq and is a predicted model, not a curated record. The transcript has 2 exons. The coding region runs from base 1 to 1650 and encodes 549 amino acids. Gene Ontology annotation, molecular function: protein binding.
AUGGAAGGUUGUACCAGAUUAGUAGAUGUCCAUCCAUCGCUUGGACUGCUUAAGAGACUUAAACUUUUGAAUUUAAGAGAGUGCAAAAGUCUAAAGAGUCUUCCAACCAAAAUUGGAACGGAAUCCCUUGAAACAUUAGUUCUUUCGGGUUACUCAAAUCUUGCAAGGUUUCCAGAGAUUGAUGGGAAAAUGGAACAUCUAAAAACUCUUCACCUUUCUGAUUGUUGUAAAGUUGAAUAUUUGCCAGAGAAUUUGCAGCAAGCAGAAUUUUUGGAAGAGCUUGACUUGAGUGAAACAGCCAUAAAAGAACCACCCUUCUUCAUUUCUCAAUUGAAAAAUCUUAAAAUUUUGUCGUUCGGUGGAUGCAAGGGUCCGUCUAAGUUAAAAAGAAAUAUCCUUUCUCUUUUCAAGGUAAGUCAAAGAGGAAGGAUGAAUUCUAUAGCUCUAAUGCUACCUUUAUUAUCCGGUUUGAGUUCAUUAAGAAAGUUGAAACUAAGGGACUGCAAUCUUGGUGAAGGAGAUAUCCAUAGUGCUAUUUCUUGUCUAUCCUCUUUGACAAACCUUGAUCUUAGCGGUAACAAUUUCAACAGCAUACCAGCGUCUCUUACUCGACUCUCCAAGCUUGAAUUUCUUAUAUUGUCAAAUUGCAGCCUGUGCAAUAUUGGUGAAGGAGAUAUUCCUAGUGAUAUUUCUGGUCUAUCCUCAUUGAGAAUUCUUGAUCUUAGUGGUAACAAUUUCACCAGCAUAGCUGCGUCUCUUACUCGUCUUUCCAGUCCUCAAAAUCUUGAAGUGUCAAAUUGCAGUGAGCUUGAAUCGUUGCCUGUGCUUCUAGCAAGAAUGACAAGUGAGUGGAGAACUAGUGCUAGCAUUAGAGCCAUUAACAGCUACAGAUUGGCUGAGAACAUUAGUGCAGUGACAUUGCUGAAAACACAUCUUAAGGCAUUUGCGAAUUCAAGAAAAGAGUUUGAUAUUAUUAUACCUGGAAAUGAAAUCCCAGAAUGGUUCAGCCAACAGAGAGGCGGCUCUGUAAUUGAAAUACCUCUGCCUCUCAAUAUUCAGAAUGACAGUCAAUGGAUUGGAGUUGCUUUCUGCUGCAUCUUCGACAAUGAUGGUGGUUCCGAGGGAAAGGCUAUCAGCUGUAGAGCUUAUAUCCGUUGUAGAAAUCCUCGAAGGAUCCAAUCAACUUUCUUUCCUUCAGAUAGAGAAAUUAUAUCAAAGGAUCACCUGUUUCUUUGUUAUUUCUCGCGCGAUAAAUUAUAUCCAUUAUCCUUGGAGGAUAAACGUGGUGAACAUGAAACCAAGAAUUUAUGGACAAUGGAUUGUUCUGAUCAUGAAUGCGAUGAGCUUCAGAUAUCUUUCCAAGGCACAAAUAGUAUUCCCUGUGUUAAGGUGAAGAAGUGUAGUGUUAGAAUAAUGUAUGAGAAAGAUUUGGAAGAAAUAAGACAGCUACAGUGCCAUACCACUCAAUCUUCUCCAAACUUUGAACUGAUCCAUCAUCACUCUACUGACAACGAUGAAUCCACAGGUAGCACUUCCCUUGUAAAACAAAAACGUAAUAUCGACGAGGAAACAGUGGAAGAAGGGCCGCAGCCUAAACGGAUGCAAAAAAUUUUCAAUUUUAUAAUGGGCCAAUCGAGGAAGAAGCAGUGA